AUGUUUUUUCGUUUGUCCUUCGCAGUUUGUGGACGGAAGCCGCGCUACCGGAGCACUGGGCGUACAUUAGACCUGUUCGAGUACUAUGCCCCGCGCAACCUCUAUCCGUGGCUGCUGGGACUCAAGAAGCGGGAGCGCUACGCGUGCAGCGCCACUCUUAUCAGCGACUCGUGGCUGCUGACGGCAGCGCACUGCGUCGCCAGUUCGCUGGAGAGCCGAAACGUGACAAUGGACCCUCGUGACCUGAAGGUGCAGCACACACCGGAUCCGCGCAACGACAGACGAGUGACGAAAAUAAUACUUCAUCCUGACUACGAGCCCGGCCGUAUUCCGCUCAACGACCUCGCUCUCGUGAUGCUGGAGGAACCGUUUAUCUUCAGCGAGACAAUGUACCCGGCUUGCAUAGAACUCUACGGGGAAGGCGUCCUCAGCAACUCCAAAGCCCUGGCGUUCAGUCGCGCCAACGACGUGUCAAGGCACGAGUACGAUAAGGUGUGGCAGGAGCGGGACCCGGACUGCCACGGUCCCGCCCCGCGGUGCCAGUCCUGGCCCAUCGAGGACACGCAGUUCUGUGGCCUCGCUCUUGAAAAAAACAAGAAGCUGGUUGGGGGUUCAUCAGGAGGGCCGUACAUGGAAAACCUUGGCUCUGACGCCGAAGAGAGCUGGGCUGUGUCCGGCGUGGUGUCCGCCUCCGUGGACAGAGAAGGCUGUGAUCAGCCAGUGACUAUUUACACUGCUGUCCAUCCAUUCAAAGAGUGGAUAGAAAACGUGGUUGAGGGUGGUCAAUAAUGGUCGAAGAGCAAAGUCUGACUCGUAGCCUGUUUCGAACAUGGCGGACCGUGAUUACCUACCGGAAUUAGCAGGGCCCGUUGCCUUGAAACCUCAAAAAAAUUCUAACUCAGGAAACGGUUACUACGUGGAUGAACAAUAUGCGCAACCAAUCCCGAUUAACUGAAUGAUCCACUUCAGUUACCCACUUGAAGAAUUAUGUUUUAGGAUUAGGUUACUAUAUUGUCUACUGAUAUUAGAAAAACUAAUGGUAUUCUUCUACUUCCGAGCGACGCACUGUCCUCAAGGAAGCCAUCAGAAGAAAGAAGUGCGAAGAUCUGGCAACCAAGCGCCGAACUUCUUAGGACUUUAGAGUAUAGAAUUAAGUUACUCAUUAGGUUUUGAGUUUCUAGUUCUCAAAGUUUUACUUUGCGCCCGUUGGCACCUGUUAGCUGAUUAUGAUUUUGAUUCACUUAGUUAAUGAACUAGUGCUUUAGUAAGGUUAAGUUUAGCUUACAUACUGCUAUUUGUUGUCAAUGUUAUUAUUUACCUCUCUUUCAUUAUUUUACGUGUGUAAAGAGCCAUUGCUCCAGCACGUUCACUUUAACGUAAUCGUACAUGCUCCUAAAUUUUUAUCGAGUACCAUUUACAUUUUUGCAAAAGGGACGUGUCAAGUAGUAUUGUAACAUUAAACUAUACGUCACCACCCUUACCUUCAGUAGCAUUACUCACGUCACCUUCCGUGACGUCAUUGUAGUAAAUCUAUACAAGCUCCUCAAGCAUCCCAUGAGUCAGUCGCAUACGCAUCCACUUACGUUUUGACGGCUCCGACACUCGCUUGUCUCACUCCCGAACUUGUCGAUUUAGCUACCCGAUUUAUUAGCAUACUAACACCUCAGGGUGACUUAUCUUGAAUAAUUACUGGUUUAGAGUUGCAACUC
Molecule: messenger RNA, 1709 nt
Organism: Hyalella azteca
Lineage: Eukaryota; Metazoa; Arthropoda; Malacostraca; Amphipoda; Hyalellidae
Product: serine protease 42-like
Exons: 5
Coding region: 1-789 (262 amino acids)
Biological process (GO): proteolysis
Molecular function (GO): serine-type endopeptidase activity
Source: RefSeq, a predicted model, not a curated record